Messenger RNA from Oppia nitens, 1176 nucleotides. RefSeq names its product mevalonate kinase-like. The transcript has 4 exons. The record is from RefSeq and is a predicted model, not a curated record. Gene Ontology annotation, cellular component: cytoplasm. Gene Ontology annotation, biological process: cholesterol biosynthetic process; isoprenoid biosynthetic process. Gene Ontology annotation, molecular function: ATP binding; mevalonate kinase activity. NCBI's taxonomy places the organism in Eukaryota, Metazoa, Arthropoda, Arachnida, Sarcoptiformes, Oppiidae. The coding region runs from base 62 to 1105 and encodes 347 amino acids.
UUGUAUAUAUUUACAUAUUUUAAUUGAAUAUAUUGUAUAAACAUUUGUUAUACUUAUUGAAAUGACCGAAGAGGUAAUCAAAUGUCGGACUCCCGGAAAAGUUAUACUUCAUGGAGAACACGCUGUGGUCUAUGGAAAGACUGCAGUUGCCGUAAGUGUCGAUUUGGAUACAAAAAUAUCGACAAAAGUGUUGAAGACAUCGACAACAACUGUCAAACUUGAUAUAAACUUUAACUUUAAACAAUGCAAUGAGUGGUCAAUCAAUGAGUUGUCACAAAUCCGAUUGAUUGACGACAAAAGUCGCAACAAAGUUAUGGAUUUUAACGACUCAUUUCUGCAAAUUGUGUCCAAACUUGUUGAUCAAAGUCUACCACAAAAUGUCUAUAAUUCUGUUAAUUCAUUUCUCGUCUUAUAUUUGGCAAUAAGUGACAGCUAUUGUGAUUCAAAGCGGUUACCAAUGGAAAUGAUUGUCUCAACAUCUUUGCCUAUUGGUGCCGGUCUCGGGUCAUCUUCAUCAUAUACGGUAGGCCUAACAGCAUCUCUGAUGAAGGCUUACGGUGUGGUCAUAGAUCUAUCACUGGUUAGUGAGUGGGGCUAUCAAAUGGACAAACUAUUUCACGGACGGCCAUCGGGUAUUGAUAAUUCAAUUUGUACUUUUGGCGGUGCAUUACAGUUCAAAAGUGGCAAAAUUGUCGAACAAUUAGCUCAUAUUGAGACAUCACUGCCGGUAAUUCUGGUCAAUACCGGAGUUCCUCGAAAUACAAAAGCACAGGUGGAAAAGUUGCGCCGAAAAUAUGACAAAUAUACUAAUAUUGUUGAACCGAUAUUAGAAGCAAUCGAUGCCAUUUCUAUUAGCGCCUGGGAUCUCAUCAAACAAAACAAUCAUUUACAAGAUUUUGCGAAUCUCUUUGAACUUAAUCAACAUUUGCUAAACUGUUGCGAUGUCGGCCACCCGGCCAUCGACAAGAUAGUCGAUUGCGCCAAUAAACUCGGAUUAUCGGCCAAAAUGACCGGCGCUGGUGGUGGCGGAACAGUAAUCAUAUUCAACACAUUGAAAGGUGUGAUCACAAAGAAAAAACUUUUAAUAUUAGUAUUCAAUACAUAACAAAUAAAAACUUUUUUUUGAUUUGAUUUAUAUUACAGAAACACAUGAAAUCGACAACCUAUACAAAGAUU